GUCUGCCUGUAAAUUCAGUUCGUUAUGAUUCCUUUUAAUGUAAUGUAAUGCGCCGAAUCACAAAAUAGAUGAAAAUUUGUAAUAUUUCGUAUUAUGCGGGUGGUUUUUACGUGCCGAUCUAACAGUGUAGUUUCAUAUGUGCAAUACACACCUCCGGAUAGUAAUAUUUCGAAUAAAUUACAGAAUUAAACAAGAGGAAAACAAAAAUCGGAAAACAAACACCGAUUCCCGGACACAUAACCUCAAUUUAUCGGAAAUAAAUACAAAAAAAAAACAAACCGAAAAUCAGAAAAGUGUUGUACGAUUUUCCGUGGACAGACAAUAAAUUCGGAACAGAAUAGUUGAGCUCAAUUUUCUCAUUUAUUUGUUAAGAUCCUUUUUCGUGUUCAAGUAAAUUGUGUUAUUUUGUGUAAAAUCGAUAAGAGAUGAUAUUUACAGCAUAAGCUACAGGAACCAACAAAAAAAAAUUGUCCAAAGAAAGACCAGCCGAGUGUGUAGUACACUAAUAAUAUUGCUGUGAUCGGAUUCGGAUUUCAUUUAUUUAUAUUUUUACGAAUAAUUUUUGUUCCAUUCUAUAUCUAAAACAUGUGUUGGUAUAGUACUAGUCGAAAGUUUAUUUUUAAAAUAUUUGUGGCGUGUUUUUUAGUUCAAUUUUGUGUGUUCGUACAAGGUGGCAAAGGCAUUAGCAAUAAUUAUACAAUCGUCAACAACGGUACCAAAUUGUCCAAAGGAUACAAUUCAGAUGCAACAAAUAAUCAGUCAAAGUGCUCAGAUAGACAAUUUCGUUGCGGAAACGGUGAUUGUAUACACUCAAGUUAUGUGUGCGAUUCUCAGAUAGAUUGCGAUGACGGAAGUGACGAGUUUUCUGAACUGUGCAAUUCAACUUAUACUCAAUGUAAACCGGAUCAGUUUAAGUGUAAAAACAACAGAUGUAUACCUUUAAGAUGGCAAUGUGAUCAAGAAAGUGAUUGUGGUGAUGGCUCGGACGAAGAUUCAGCACUGUGCAAGCAUAAAACAUGUACAUCGGAAGAGUUUGCUUGCAAAAACAAUGAAGGCGAAUGUAUACCAUUAGCAUGGAUGUGCGACCAAAACGACGAUUGCACUGAUGGAUCGGAUGAAGCCGCAUGCAAUGAAACCUGCCGCUCCGAUGAAUUCACUUGCGGCAACGGUCGUUGUAUACAGAAACGCUGGCGCUGUGAUGGUGAUGAUGACUGUGGCGAUCAGAGCGAUGAACAAGGAUGUCCACCAACUACCUGUCCGCCGGAAACGGACUUUAAAUGCUCGGAUAAUUUUUGCAUCACCAACAAAUGGCGUUGUGAUGGGGAACCUGAUUGUCCAGACGGAUCGGAUGAACGAGGUUGCAAUAACACCGUUCGUGCUGUUUCGCUAUGCCUACAAACCGAAUUCCAAUGCAACGAUCGUAUCACAUGCAUUCACAAAAGCUGGCUUUGUGAUGGCGGCGUAGACUGUCCGAAUGGUGACGAUGAAAAGCCACCACAUUGUCAAAAUGUUACGUGUCGUCCCGAUCAAUUCCAGUGCAAAGACCGCACUUGUAUACCCGGUCAUUUGAUGUGUUCCGGAAAAGCAGAAUGUGCUGAUGGAAGCGACGAAUUCAAUUGCACCAUGCCAAUGCGAAAAUGUGAUCCAAAGACCGAGUUCGACUGUGGUGGUGGCAUGUGCAUACCUAAUUCCAAAGUGUGUGACUCGAAAAUAGAUUGUCCGGACUCACAGGAUGAACCUGUCAGUAAAUGUGGCAUUGAUGAAUGUAGACAGCGUAAUGGAGGUUGUGAACACAUAUGCGUAGAUACUCCAGCUUCUUUCUAUUGCGAGUGUCGAUCUGGCUACAAAUUGGUAAAUAACAAGACAUGCGAAGAUAUUAACGAGUGCAGCGAUCCUGGGGCCUGUUCGCAGACUUGUAUUAAUGAAGUCGGCAGCUUCAAGUGUGAAUGCGGUGCUGGCUAUAUGCGUGAUCCAAGACACCAUACCCGAUGCAAAGCAACGGAAGGUCAUGCGUCGUUACUGUUUGCCCGUCGUCUAGAUAUUAGAAAAAUUGCGUUGGACCACAAUGAAAUGACGUCGAUUGUAAACGAUACGAAAUCGGCCACAGCUCUCGACUACGUAUUCCGAACGGGAAUGAUUUUCUGGAGCGAUGUGUCCGAACAGAAAAUCUACAAAGCACCCAUCGACGAGGGCAAUGACCGGACCGUCGUUGUCAAGGAUCAACUGGUUACGUCGGACGGUUUGGCCGUUGAUUGGAUCUACAGUCACAUUUACUAUUCGGACACAAAGAAGUGUACGAUCGAAGUGACCAAUUUUGACGGAAAUAUGGGCAAAUCGUUGAUUAAGGACGACUUGGAAAUUCCGCGUGCAAUCGCUCUGGAUCCGUUGAACGGAUGGAUGUACUGGACCGAUUGGGGAUCAUCGCCGCGUAUUGAACGUGCUGGCAUGGACGGCACACAUCGACAAGCGAUCGUUAGCAGUAAUGUAAAGUGGGCGAAUGGUUUGACUUUGGAUCUAGUAAGAGAACGGGUGUACUGGGUUGACGCUAAAUUGCAUGUGAUUUCAUCGUGUAACUAUGACGGUUCGGAUCGCAGGGUGAUUCUGUAUUCGUCAGACAAUUUGAGACAUCCGUUCUCCGUAACGACAUUCGAGGAUCAUAUUUACUGGACCGAUUGGGAUAAAGCAGCUGUGUUCAGAGCAAAUAAAUUCAAUGGAGACAAUGUGACUGCUAUCACCCCACUGAGAAUGCUUCAGCAUCCAAUGACCAUCCAUGUAUACCAUCCAUAUCGUCAACCAGACGGUAUAAAUUAUUGUCAAGCAGUCAACGGCCACUGUUCGCAUCUCUGUCUUCCCGCUCCGAAAAUCAACAACCGAAGUCCUCAGAUAUCGUGUGCAUGUCCGACCGGUUUGAAACUAAUGGAUGAUGGCCUGAUGUGUGUGGAAGACGACACGACAACAACAACAAAGUUCCCAUCCACCACAUACCGUGGUCGAAUAAAAACAACGACCACUUUGCCACGAUCGGAUAAAACAACAACGACACCACCACCAAAAAUAUUCGGUAUGCCGACCAAAUACCCUAAGAAAACAAGCAUUGAACAUCAAUCGCCUUAUGACAAUGAUACUGAAAAGCACCGUCUCAAUAAGCCAACGAAUAGUAGCGGAACAAAUCAUUUGGUGCCUCCAUCGUUUCAUUCUCCUUCUUUUGUAAAUAAUACCCAUGGUUCAUACCUGUACGCUUUUUGCUUGAACCUAACCCAAUCCUCGUCACACAAAUAUCGCAUCAAAUCGCCAGCAUCGCCAUCAUCAUCAUCAUCGUCGAUAAUAAGUGCCAAUCCGUCCGCCACCGUGAUUAUGACUUCCUACUGGAAAGAUAAUCGCGACUUUCAUCCGAUUAAUGUCCAUAUCGAACGGACCGUGGCACAGAAGUAUGAUGAAAACGUUGAUACGUUAGAUAAUCAAUUUGUGUCGACGAAUUAUUUGGAUUGGUUGUGUACGAAGGUGCUACAAGCCGCAGUUCGUCCAGCUGGAAACAAUACAUUGCCCGAUGGUACUUUACUUCAUCCCGAGGAACCCGACAAUGGCGUCGUGGCUAUCAUAACCAUCGCUGUUUCGAUCGUUGUUAUUUUGGUACUAGGAUCGAUAAUACUGUGCUGUUAUCGACAUUUCAUGCAUCGAAAUUUGACUUCAAUGAAUUUCGAUAAUCCCGUCUACCGUAAAACGACUGAAGAUCAAUUCAGUUUGGAAAAGAAUCUACCAGCUCGAAUGUAUCCCAGCACAGUUGACGAAGAGACUCAAGAACCGCUAAACAAACCCGGAACAAAUGAAUUUGUUUAAAAUAAAAAAUUGAGAUGUUAGAGAAACGAAGGAGGAAUGAAGGUCCACAGUGAUAUAGAUUUAUGUAUAUCGUCACGUAAAAACAAAUAUGAACGCAUCCCAGUUAAUAAGGAACCAUAACAAGAACAACAGUAAAUUAUUUUCGUACAUACGAUUUUGUAAAAUCAACUAAAUUAUAAAUGUAAAACUUACAAAAACAAAAAUGGUAAAUUUUGUUAGUCAACACAAACUGAGAGAAAAAAGAAGAAAAAUUUGGAAUGUUUGUGGAAUGCAGUGAAGGUGUUACGGAACAAAAUGAAAACAUCAACAAUAGAAAUCGAAUGAAAAAGACAAAAUAAUUAACAAAGAAACAAAAGCCAUAAAGAUUUUUGCUCAUUUUGUACUCACUAAUUUUUGUUUUUAAUUUUAAUUAGGGGAAAUUUUUUAAAUUACUAAAUUAUGUUCGCGUAUGGGGCUGUUUAUUGUGUUACACAGUAGACAAAUGAUAAAUUAAUUUAUAAGGAAGAGAAAAAAAAUGAUAAUGGGAAAGGUGAAAAUCAUUUUGAUUGAACCUCUAAAAAAUUGAGAGGAAAAGUUUUGCUUUACCGAAAUAUUUACGUAAAUAAAUGCAACAAAAAAGAAAAAAAAAAGAAUCAAAAAUAGUCGUAGCAACAAAAUUCAUUUCGAUUUUGAAUCUAAAAAAUUUGUUUUUUUUUUGUUUUGUUGAUUUGUUUAAUUUUAAAAUUGAAAAGUGAAAGUUAAAAAUUAAUUAAAAAAAAUCGUCAGAUAAAUAUAUAAAACUAGAUGUAUGUUUUUAGAUAACACACAAAAAAAUAUUAUUGAAAAUAACUAUAAACAAUUGUAGGUGUAAGAAAUGAAAUGGAGUUUUUAUGUUUAAAAAAAGUGGAAAAUUUAAAUUUAAAAAAGAAAUAUUUAAAAAGAAAACAAACAAAAAAAUCAGAGAGAAUUGUAUAUAUUAAGAGUUAACUUUGACCUUUGUUAACUAUAAUUUAUGGAAUUAAGUGAUUAAUAUAUAUGGGAAAAAUAUAAAAAAAAGAAGAAAAAUUGAGGUCGAAUGUUUACUAAUGUCAAAUAAGCUCAAUUGUGCGAAUAAAAAAUUUUUUGUUUUUAA
Messenger RNA from Bradysia coprophila, 4948 nucleotides. RefSeq names its product low-density lipoprotein receptor 2-like. Gene Ontology annotation, molecular function: protein binding; hormone binding; calcium ion binding. Lineage: Eukaryota; Metazoa; Arthropoda; Insecta; Diptera; Sciaridae. The record is from RefSeq and is a predicted model, not a curated record. Gene Ontology annotation, biological process: receptor-mediated endocytosis. Gene Ontology annotation, cellular component: signaling receptor complex; plasma membrane; apical plasma membrane.